AUGAUAUUGGAUGAAUUACAGGGAUUGUUGGAGGCUCAUGAACAAUAUUUAUGUGAGAGGGCAGAAGAGAAGUACAAUUCAGAAAAAACCUUAUUUGUGAAACAAAAUCAAAAGAAUGAGUGUAAUCGAGGAAAUUUAACAAGAAAGGUCGUGGAAGAGGUUUCAAAAGCAGAAACAAUGAAUGUGGAGGUUCAGAAGAAUAAUAAGAGAAUUCUUCACAAUCAAGGG
Molecule: messenger RNA, 228 nt
Organism: Sphenostylis stenocarpa
Lineage: Eukaryota; Viridiplantae; Streptophyta; Magnoliopsida; Fabales; Fabaceae
Source: the annotation of a GenBank genome assembly